Myripristis murdjan (pinecone soldierfish) is the source of this 3109-nucleotide messenger RNA. RefSeq names its product solute carrier family 22 member 16 (gene slc22a16). Gene Ontology annotation, molecular function: transmembrane transporter activity. Gene Ontology annotation, cellular component: membrane. The transcript is spliced from 8 exons. NCBI's taxonomy places the organism in Eukaryota, Metazoa, Chordata, Actinopteri, Holocentriformes, Holocentridae. The coding region runs from base 50 to 1786 and encodes 578 amino acids. Gene Ontology annotation, biological process: transmembrane transport. The record is from RefSeq and is a predicted model, not a curated record.
CGCUCAGAAUCCGCUACCAGCCGGGGAGACUACCCACCGCCAGAAAACUAUGACUGUAGAGAGAGUAUUCGACGAGCUUGGACAUUUCAAAAGGUUCCAGGCAUGUCUGUACUUCGCCGCGGUCUUCCAAGCUGUAGCAUGUGGGAUCCAUUAUCUGGCCUCCGUUUUCCUGGUGGAGACGCCGAAUUUCGUGUGCAGUGUGCCCGGCAACAUUACCGAUGUCCUGUACGGUAAUUUAAAUGCAUCCAGUCUGGAGGAUGUACUGCCGGUUUUCAAUCCCAGCAUCGGCCCCGUGGUGGUCAGGACGGCCGAGGGUGAGCAGUGGGAGCUCAGCCGGUGCCGGUGCGCCCUGCGCACCAGUCCAACAGGCUUUACAUACGAAUUUGAUGGCAACAAGACGAUAAAAGCCUGCAACGGAAGCUUUAUUUACGACCACAGUGAAGUGUACCAGAGCAUAGUGACGGACUGGGACUUGGUGUGUGAAAGAGAGUGGCUGGCGAAGCUGUGCCAACCCACCUUUAUGCUGGGAGUGCUGAUCGGAGCACUGGUGUUUGGGGACAUUGCUGAUAGGGUUGGUCGUGUGAGGAUUCUGAUGUUCACCAGCCUCUGCCAAUUUGUGUUUGGUAUUUGUGUGGCGUUUACUGGAAACUACUACUUUUUUGUAGUGAUCCGCUUCCUCCUCGCCAUGGUGUCCAGUGGCUACCUGGUGGUGGUGUUUGUGUACGUGACAGAGUUCACCGGCAUCAAGGUGCGCACGUGGACCUCCAUGCACGUGCACGCAGCUUUUGCCGUGGGCAUCAUGGUGGUGGCUUUGACCGGCUACCUGGUGCGAGUCUGGUGGAUCUACCAGAUCAUCCUCUCCAUUUGCACCUCGCCCUUCCUGCUCUUCUGCUGGAAGUUCCCCGAAACGCCCUUCUACCUCAUGGCCAAAGGCCGCAUCCAGGAGACACAAACCCUGCUGGACACCAUAGCUCGCUGCAACGGCAUCGAGUGCAGGCUGAAGGCAGAGGAUCUUCGAGACUCAGAGGGUGACAACUCCAAAGCCCUGCUGGAGAAGGAGGCUGAUCCGCAGCCAGCGCUCUCUUCUCCAGAUGAGAAACUGUCCAUCCUGGAUCUGUUUGGUAGCUGGAGGAUGGUGGGCCGCACAUGCACAGUUUGGUCCAUCUGGUUCAUCGGCAGCCUGGGCUACUAUGUCUUCUCCUUGGGCUCAGUCAACCUAGGAGGAAACCAAUACAUCAACCUUUUCUUGGCUGGUGCAGUAGAGAUCCCCUCCUACCUGGUUGGCUGUUUUGCAAUGGACCGAGUUGGGAGGAAGAUGACUUGUGCCCCAGCGCUGCUGCUUGCCGGAGUUGCCUGCAUACUCAUCAUCGUGGUGCCUUCUGACAUUGAGGUGCUAGCCAUUAUUCUCAGCAUGACAGGGAAGUUUGCAAUAGCAAUUGCCUUCGGUCUCAUCUACCUGUACACCUGUGAGCUUUACCCUACAAUUAUCAGGAGCCUGGCAGUAGGCAGUGGCAGCAUGAUGUGCCGGGUGGGCAGUGUGGUUGCCCCCUUCUGUGUGUACCUGGCUGAUGUCUGGAUCUACCUACCUCAGCUAAUUGUGGGAAUCCUGGCAUUCAUUAUUGGAGUGCUGACACUGUUGUUGCCUGAGACCUUGGGCAAGCCUCUGACAACCACUUUGGAAGAGGCUGAAGCUCUGGGACGUGAGCCCAGCAAGAAGAUCUCAGCCCUGGGCAAUAAACAUGCUGUGGACGGAUUAGAGAUGAACCAGCAUGAAGCCAAGGUCUGAGGUCUACUCUACUGCAGGAAGACACACAGAGAAAAUAUAUGUUUGCACACUGAGCUUCCCUGUGUAUGAAAUGCGCAUUACAAAUAAAAUUGACUUGAAAAAUAAAUAUUAGAGUGUCAAAGGAAAAAGCAGAGGAGACAGCCGCUGAAACCUUUGCCAGAGAUCACAAUAAAAUCAUUAAUUCUCUGGACUGUUGAAAAAAAAAGAAGACAAAAAGAACAAACCUUUUGUAAGGCCAUUCAGAUAAAAAUAAGUUGUUGACAUUUUGUUCUGCAAAGUGACCAAUACUUAAGGGUUACUUGAGACUCGAGAGCCCUAACUGCAUUCAUGCAGUAUUGAUAUGGUGAGUCAUGGAUAUCAUGCCUUCAGAGCAGUCCAUGAAUUUACAAGAGAUAGAAAAUCAUUGGUGCAUGUGUGUGUGUGCUGUGUGCCUAAGUCUUAGGAAGCAUGAGGGAAUCUGCAGUCAUGGUGUUGAGCAUUUGUGUGAGCGGUAAAAUAACCACACUGAUUACAGUGCAGCUUGAGAGCUGUUUCUCACCUUAUAACAGAACAAAUAUUAUGCCAUAUGUUUUCUUAUCAUUACAAAUGUCAGGUGUUCUACAAAUAAAUGUAUAGAUAUGUAAGUAUAAACAUUUACACACACUCAAAAACACAGUCAGGCACACAGAGACAUCUCAUCUCAUACAUUGUAACUUCCAGUGUACAGUACUAAUAAUAUAUAUAUUUUAGUCUACAGUGACAGAAAUGCCUGAUUUUGAAUUUUGAAGUGGCCUUUUCAUUUUCUGAACAUGUUUGAAGCUCAGGGCAUCUAUUGUCAGAUAUUACUGUGAAACUAUACUAACUGUAUUAUUUUACCUGUAUGCUCAGUUUGAUUUUAAUCUCGAUUCCAUCUGAUUUAUGAUUACCAUUGCUUACUAUUAUCUUGUUACCUUGUGUGUGUGCGUGUGUGUGCGUGUGUGUGCGUGUGUGUGUGUGUGUGUGUGUGUGUGUGUGUGUGUUUUUAGUAUAUAGCAUAGUAUGUGCAGCACUAUAUGCUGGCAUUGUAGUUUUCUACAUGUGUAUUGCUGUAUGAGGUAAUGCUAGAAUUUUGUUUUGUUUUGUUUUGUUUUGUUUCAAGCGUGUUAUGUUUUGGACCAAAGUCAGGAAUGGAAACCAUGACACUGUGGAGUGUGUUCACCUGCUUUGCAAUAUUUUAGUACGAUAAUGUUUUCAAUUUCAUAUCAAGCCGUUUCAUGGUGCAUUAUUCUGAAGGAGUACAAAAAAAAAAAAAAAAAAUCAGGACAAUCUGACAUCUGGUAUGGUACUGAUGAAAUCUGAUCACCA